AUGGCUCAGAAUGCAAAUGUAUUGUGGAUUCAGCUUGAGAAUAAGAACAGAGCCAACAAAUAUCCUAUUUCUGAUGGGGAUAAUCGUAAUUUGGAUGACCUUGCGACAGAGUUCUGUAAAAAGGGACGACUCCAAACUCUCAAGAUUGACCCAGAAGAUCUUGAGUUUUUUGGUGAUUACGACAAAAGUCAUUAUGACAACAGCAAUAGCAGUGACGGACCUCUUAGCAGUGACAUUAAACUUCAACAUCUGAAGACAACUGCUAAAGCUCCUCUGAUCGUCAGAUAUCUCCUGUCGGAUAUGUCUAUUAUUGUUAACGUCAAACUGGCGAAUGCCCAACAAAAAAUUCGCAUUAGCCAUAGUACUGGGGCUUGGAAGGACCUUCUUGAUGAGACGGAACAGCGCUACACCACACUUCAAUUGGACAACACUAAUUUCUACUUUGUUGACCAGGCCACGAAGAAAGAGACUAUCAAUAAUGCAUUUGUCUUUUUCGAAAUCGUAAAAGAAACCAAACCUAACAACGAAGACGAAAUCGUUCUCGAUCUCAUUGUCAGGAUUGAAGGCAAGAAGGCAUAUGGGGAGUGGUCGAUUAAGGAUGUUCUCCACGAGCUCUUGCAGGAUCAACACAAAUCUAUAAAUGCUAUACCUGAACUUGACAUUGAUGCUACUUUUGGACUAUACAAGGUCGAUCAGGAGCAGGAAAAGUUUCUCAAAGAAAACCUCAGGAAAAUCACUAAGGCAUUUCGUUAUGUCAUAAGCAACAACAAGGCUACUGCCCGAAACUAUAUCAACCCAAUUAUAAUUGAGGCAGUCUCAGCAGUUCAAAAAAGUCAUGCUUCGGAGCUGGCUGUUGUAGUUACCGAGGCAAAAAUGAUUGAUGUUCAAAAUGGAAUCGCCCAAAAUAUAGCCCAAUUACAUACAGCUGUAGAGGAAAGUAAGAAGAGAAAGCGCAGUGAUGGCACCCCGAUGUGCAAAGCGAUGUGCGGGAUAGUUACUACAGCCAAUGAAUGGCGUUUUCUUAGUUGGGAUAUGAGGAGCUUGACGCCGACAGUAUUGCUGUCAAAACCCUACAACUGUUCGUUCAAUAAUAACGUAGGCGUUUCGGAGGUCUUGUCAGUAAUUAUCCGGAUUCUUCAGUCGCAAGCAGAUGACAUCGCAGGCCAAUCUGUAGAAGAGGGAGCAGAAACUGAAGAGAGAGCAAGUCAACAUCGCCGCCUAGAGGAUGAAGCAGAAACUGAAGAGAGAGCAAGUCAACAUCGCCACCUAGAGGAUGAAGCAGAAACUGAAGAGUAG
Messenger RNA from Paraglomus brasilianum, 1296 nucleotides. The record is from the annotation of a GenBank genome assembly. NCBI's taxonomy places the organism in Eukaryota, Fungi, Glomeromycota, Glomeromycetes, Paraglomerales, Paraglomeraceae.